Molecule: messenger RNA, 2087 nt
Organism: Carcharodon carcharias (great white shark)
Lineage: Eukaryota; Metazoa; Chordata; Chondrichthyes; Lamniformes; Lamnidae
Product: chondroadherin-like
Exons: 7
Coding region: 345-1559 (404 amino acids)
Molecular function (GO): protein binding
Source: RefSeq, a predicted model, not a curated record
AUAGCUUUGUUCUUGAGCAGUGGAUUUUAAGGAGCAAGCUGUACUUAUCAAGUUCUGUAGGCUCAGCUGCAUCCACUGCUGAAAACCUAAUUUAAUAUUUUUCUUGUAGAGAAUUUCUAUACACUACUGCUGGUUUUGCAGAGCAAGAUCAAGGCAGCUGUUACAUUCAACAAAUUGGAUAUCAAUCCUUCCAGAACAUCAAAAAAUACUGCCAAGUAAAAGGUUACCGUUGAACCAAAGCUGAUAAAGCCAAAAUUAUAACAAAAAAUCUGGACAAAUCUUUGUUUUUACAAAACUGGCUGAUCAUUCUAACUAGGGAUUUGAAAAGACAGACCUACAGGAACAUGGAUUCUGCUCUCCUUUUCUAUACGUUUGUCUGUUUUUCAUCUGCUGCCUCAGUGGAAACCUUCAUGACAUAUUCAACCCAAUGUCCACCGAAACUAAAACUGAAUGAAGCCAUUACUAAAAAUAUAUCUGUUCUGAACCUCAGUGGCCUCAGACUCAGGAGAAGCUAUCAUGACUGCCUGAGGCACUACAACCAAUUACAGGUGCUCCUUCUGAAUAGUUCUAAUUUAGAGGCUGUAGAGGAGACAGCAUUUACAAGCAUAUCCAGUCUUAAGCAACUCUAUCUACAUGACAACAGGUUAAUAGAGUUUCCUUCAAAACCAAUGGCUCCACUCACUUUGCUUCAAGUCCUAGUUAUCAGCAACAAUUACAUCAAAGAAAUUAAAUCAGGUGCUUUUGAGAAUUUGCUGGAGCUCAGAGAGCUGUACUUGGGGCCCCAAGCACAGUUUCAAGACUUUCAAUAUCAAGCGCUAGUCCCUCUGAGAAAAAUUAAGGUGCUGAUUCUCAGAGGACUCAACCUCACAUUUGUUCCAGUCAUUAAUCAAAUGCAGUUGCUUCAGGACCUGGACUUAUCCAAUAAUAAGAUUGAUAGAAUAUUAUCACAAUACUUUUAUAAACUGACCAAACUACAGACACUACGAUUGUCAGGGUCAGAAAUUACAUUUAUAAGCAAAUCAGCUUUCAGUUCUCAGAAGAAUCUGAGGCUCUUGGACUUGUCCAGGAAUGAGCUGGUCACCCUUUCCAAAGAAACACUCAAUCCCAUUGUUCGGUCAGUAGGUGGUGCUGUGGGCAUCAAACUGGCCCAAAACCCAUUUCACUGUGAUGCCAGCAUGUGCUCUAUGAAGAAAUGGUUGGACACUGUAAAGGAACAGCUGGAUAUGCAGUGUAACAGUCCCAACAGCCUCAGAGGACUCUGGAUGAGCCAACUGUCACUCUCUCAUUUUAACUGCUCAAAAGAGCCUAAUUUUGCAUUUUUACCAAAAGCCUCUCAUGCAAACAAAACUGGCAUCACACAUUCAUUUCUGGGAACAGGGACCAUUGGCAUCGUAAUUGUUGCUGCAGCUGCAUUUUUCACCCUCAUCCUCUCCGUAAUAUACUUAUCAUCAGUGAAAUCAAUUCAACAGUCAUCUCUCAUGAGACACUGCGGCUGCAACAGUGUAGAAUUUGCUCAGCAAGAGAAUGAAGAGCAAGACACGAGCAGUUCUCUUAUAUAAGCAAGAUGCAUGCUUCAUUUUCAAAAUUAGCUUCAACAACACUUAAAUGAACACGAAGAGAUUCAACUCUGACUUACUACUGCAAAAAGGAGACAUAUGAUGCCAGCACCCAUUAAUUUUUGAUUCUUGGUCUAUACUAAUAUACUCUUCCUCCGGUAUGGUGAGUGAGGAUUUGGAAAGAAGAGGCUUGUAUCUACAUACCACUUUUCCCAAUCGUAGGAUCUCCCAAGCACAUUACAGUCAACAAAGUACUAUUUUUACAGGCAAUGGUUUAUUGAGUUGCAUUUCAACAAAUGAAACAAUAUGGGCCCAUCAAUUUUAACUGAUAGAGAUUAUAAUAUUUUUAGCAGCUGAGUACUGUACCUACUCAGAAUCAGCAGUUUGUUUGGAGCACAGCUCUUUUAGCUUUGUUUUCUGCUGAUUGCUAUAUUAUUAGAACGUUAUUCCCAUUUAGUUCCAUUACUUAAGACAAGAUAUAAUUUAAACAUAUGCUUCAUAAAUUGUAGAAAUUAAAUUGUGAUGCAAUAA